Molecule: messenger RNA, 2105 nt
Organism: Malaya genurostris
Lineage: Eukaryota; Metazoa; Arthropoda; Insecta; Diptera; Culicidae
Exons: 5
Coding region: 102-2105 (667 amino acids)
Biological process (GO): iron ion transport
Cellular component (GO): plasma membrane
Molecular function (GO): copper ion binding; oxidoreductase activity
Source: RefSeq, a predicted model, not a curated record
CCGCAGAUGAAAUAGUGCAGCCCGAGCGUCCACUCUAGAACACUCCAGUAACAGAUUUCAUCUCGGCUAGUUCCACCACACGUAAAUAGAAAUAGAUAAGAAUGACUUUCACUAGCGCCGUUCGAGUGGCUCACUUGCUCGCCUUUGCACUAAUAAGUCUCGCAAAUACUGCCGCGUGUGAUUCCCAUCGGAUCAGCAAUUUCCAGCGACUGUUCCGGAACCAAUCCGUACCAAUAGAUUUAGAAGCAUUUCCCGGAGAGUUGUGCUUGCGGCAAUGUGACGAAACGAAACCUCGCGUGUGCUACUUCAAGUGGACACUGGAGCACUACCAGUCGAUGGGAGCGGCCUGCAAAAAGUGCAGUAAAGACAACCACGCAGACUGCAAUCAUCAUGGCUGCAUAACGGCGGACGGCAUUGAACGGGGCGUAAUGUCGAUCAACCGUCAGAUUCCCGGGCCGAUUUUGCAGGUUUGUCAAAAUGACCUAAUCGUAAUUGACAUGACUAAUGCGAUGGGUGGUACGGCAGCCACGAUGCAUUGGCAUGGACUGCACCAACGGGAAACGCCCCAUAUGGAUGGGGUUCCAUUUAUAACGCAGUGCCCCAUCGAUUUUAUGAGCACCUUCCGGUACGCAUUUUGGGCCACCGAACCGGGAACUCAGUUCUAUCAUUCACACUCCGGUCACCAUAAAGUGAAUGGUCAUUACGGAGCCAUGAUCAUCCGACAACCGGAGGCAAACGAUCCGAAUUCCUUCCGGUAUGAUUUCGACAUGCCCGAACAUACGAUACUCGCGUCCGAUUGGAUGCACGAGGACGGGGAAAUGUUCAUGCCGGGGUUGCCCUCGGGGGACGGCAUACUCCCAAUCAACGUGCUAAUCAAUGGCAAGGGCACAUUCACCAAGGCAAACGGUAACAGAACAAGCGUCCCGCUGGAAGUUUUCCGCGUACGUAAGGGUGGCCGCUAUCGGUUCCGUUUCAUCAAUGCCGCCAGUCACGUCUGUCCACUAGAGCUGCAGAUUCUCAACCAUACGCUAGAGAUAAUUGCCAGCGAUUCGUUCCAUCUGCAACCCAUCGUUGUGAAUACGCUAAUAUCCACAUCCGGUGAGCGAUAUGACUUUAUCGUGCAUGCGGAUCAACCAAGUGAUGACUACUGGCUACGCAUAAGAGCUGUUGGCUCCUGUGAAUACAGGAAAAUCCAGCAAUUUGCUGUGCUCUCGUACCAACCGUUGUCCGUCCCGGAGCAAAACAUGGCCUUUCCCAGCCACAUCACCACAAGAUAUAAUGAAAGCUUGUUUCAGAAUCCGAUUUAUGCUAACCAUCCUAACACGACCUGUGGUGCGGCUAAGCCAAACGUUUGUAUCACGGAUUUCGAAGCCUACGCCACCGAUAACGGCAUCAUAAAUGGAGACCCCGAUCACCGCUUUUUCCUUUCAUUUAAAAAUUAUCCGUUGGAAUUCGACCAAGCCUUCUCAGCAAACAAUUAUGAGCACUUCAUGAAUAUUCGAGACGACGUCAUCCUGCAGGGAGGCAUUAAUAACAUCAGUUUCACGUAUCCCCCGUUUUCACUGCUAACCCAACCGGAUCUCAUUAGCGAAGACAUGUUUUGCGACAAAGACAUCCUUCCGGCGCGAUGUCAAGGACAAACGCAUUGCAUCUGUACCCAUCGGUUGAAAAUUCAGCUGGGUUCGUUGGUUGAGUUAUACAUACUGGAUCAAACUACAGAAAUAAAUCCGCUCAACCACCCGUUUCAUUUGCACGGUUACCAGAUGUAUGUAAUGGAAAUGGGUCAGAACCGGCAACGGCCAAUCACGGUCGAGCGCGCACAAAGCAUUGCCCGGCAGCGAGAUCUUCGUCGAACACGAAUAUCGACAUUCCCACCGCUCAAAGAUACCGUGUCGGUUCCAAGUAAGGGGUAUACCGUAGUUCGCUUCCGAGCUGACAAUCCCGGGUUUUGGCUGAUGCAUUGUCACUUCGAGUGGCACACUGCCGUCGGUAUGGUGCUCGUUCUACAGGUCGGAGAACACCAAGACUUCGUUCGACCUCCGAAUGGUUUUCCCACUUGCAACAAAUACCAACCGGAUGUUGGCGAAUCACUGUUUAGACAGUAA